Coniophora puteana RWD-64-598 SS2 is the source of this 1011-nucleotide messenger RNA. RefSeq lists its product as uncharacterized. The annotation marks the transcript as partial. Lineage: Eukaryota; Fungi; Basidiomycota; Agaricomycetes; Boletales; Coniophoraceae. The record is from RefSeq and is a predicted model, not a curated record. The transcript has a single exon.
GUGCAGAUGAACCUGAUCCCCAACAUUGCCUUUGGAAGGGUGGCCAACCGUCAUAUCGUUCGCAUCUUCUUUCCUGCUCUCUACCGGUCUGGCCAGCCAGCAUUUUUCCCUAAUGCUUUGCUCCACGUGUUCUACGACAAAUGCCUACGGCCUGCUGUCUACGCAGUUUUGCAGCCUCAUGCUUCAUACUGGCCUACCAGCUAUAAGACAGCACUCGAGAAAGCAAGGACAGUUAACGGUACCUUGGUCUUUGGCUCCCUGGACGUUCCCGCACACGAGCUGGAUGCGCUGGCUGAGGCUCUGAUGCACAACCUCGACAAUGUUGAUCGUUCAUUUGCCGGUGCUUACUUUGGGCACGAGCUCCGUGGCUGGAAGUCCAUGACAAUGUUCAGUGACGAAGAUGUGGAUGACGUCUACCGUGGACUUGACAGGCUCACAGACUGUCUGCGCUUGGAGGACCUCGAUACAGAGAACGACUGGCAAGUGGACGUGGGGAUUGAGAUCUCCUCUCCCGAUCAUGUUGUCACUUGGCGCGAGGACUCACACAGCCAUAUCCUUUCGGACCUCCUUCCCUCUCUCUCUGAUGAACGGAUCAAUCGAAUCAUGGCGUCGCGUUCCUUCCAUGAGGACCCGGUGAUGCAGCUGGGUAGAGUUUCUGGCUUCCGGGCUGACAUACCGUUUUAUGGGCGUCGACACAACAUCUCAUACAUCCAAGCAUACACAACAGAGAAAGCUCUAUCAUACCAGCUCCAUCAAGGCUUGUUUCGCACUCGAUCCCCCCACCUUUUACUCAAUCGCAGUAAUCACGACAAGUUGUUGUCGGACAUGAUGAGGAUGGGUGUCAUCCUAUUGGAGGCUGCAGCAGAAGAUGGAACUUCAAGACCACAGUCCGGCAGUGCCAGACUGGAGAUCCGUGUCCCGCUUGCCAAUGCAGAUACUAGGGCCCUCCGCAUGUCACAUGCACGCAUUGCUUCGAGUGUUUACCGCAUUCCUGCCACAGUAUGGUGGUGA